UUGGCGUUUGCCAUUCGAGCCGUGCGGUACGUGUUCCGCGGUGAAAUAAAGCAAUCAACGAAAGCAACACCUGAGCGGCCAGCGCGGCACGAAUGGAAAAGGGAAACUAUAAGAAAAAUAUUGAUUAACUUUUUCGGUGCGGCGGGUGAGAGAACCGUGUGGUGGCUAUUUAUAAUGAACGAGGUGACCGGCGGCCGGGAGCAGGGAUAACCGAGAAGGAAGCGGAGACCAUGCCAGAGACGGAGCAGCAGCAGCACCCAGCACACUCACAUCCAGAACUUGAGCCAGAUCCACAGCCAGCAGCAGAACUGGAGCACCUCACCGACAAUAGACCGAAUCGCGUGCAGAACUUCUCCUUCGCCAGCAGCUAUCCCUACGCACCAGGACGCCUCUCGUCCAGCUCCAACUCGAACACCAACUACAACUCCUACUACAGCGCCGGCGACUACAACGUCCAGCGAUAUCAGAGUCCCUACAAUUUCCAGCACGUGGUGACCAACGCAUUCUCGGUGCUGCGCCACCAGCCGUCCGAGGAGCCGGAGUUCGAUUCCUAUCCAACGCGCCCCCAACAGGCCAUCGUGCGUCCGAUCCGGCGAGAGGCGGGUAUAGCGGAUAACCAGGAUCACAAUGUAGCAGAGCCAGCUGGGUAUCCCACACAGAAAUCGCACUUCUCGCGCAGCAACCAGGAGGUGCGCAGCUUCGCCGAUGAGCUGAGCCAGAAGCUGCGCUUCCUGGCGCCGGAGGAGCAGAACUACGGCGGCCGCCAGAGCGCCAAUUCCGGCGCCUGGAUGGAUCCAGCGAUGGCACAGCGACCACGAUUCGAGACCACGGUGCCGCAGGGCAUCUUCCUGCCGCCUCCCCAUGAAGUCCAGAUGAUACCGGCCACCAUGCUGAGGAGGCAUGUCUACGCCUACUCCUCAUACCCCAUGAUUCUGCAAGGAUAUUUCGCCAAGGAACCCGGCAGCGAGAGCAAGGAGCAGAAGGUGACCGCCACCCGGCUGAAUGGAGUGCGUGCCACGGCGGCAGUGGCGGCGGCCACUGCUGCGGCCUCCAAGUCCUCCCGUAACGAUUCGCAGUCCCUCGCCGGUGGACUCCACAUCACCAAGGCCCAGUUCCAGCAACAACUGCAACAGCGUCGCUCCACCACCAACCACAACAACAACAACAGCAACAGCAACAUCAGCAGCGACAAGAGACCCAUCGUCCCGCCGCCGGAGCCCUACAAGAACGUCAUGUACGACCGUCGCGUCAUAAAGGGCAGCAACUUUGGCAACGCCUCUCUGGUGACGGAUGUGGAUCCCUUCGACAAGGGCGCCGAAUUGAGGCGCCGCAAUAUGUUGCGCAAACGGACGAUGCAGUGUCGCAAUCAGAGAAAUGUCCUGGGCACUCCGCCGCCGGUCAGGGGCCGCAAGCACGAGACCAUUCAGACGGAGAAGUAUCUGGAGAAGCUGAUGCAGCGUCCGCCGGAGUUCUCCAUCGACACGCAGACGGACCUGUUCCUCGAGAAGCCGCCGACGCCUCCAUUCAUACCGGCCAAAGUGGGCGUGGAUGUGGGCACCGAGAUCGGCGAGGGCGAACUCUUCCACUUCGAUGCCGAGGCGCAGCCCAUCAUCGAUGUCCUGGUGGACGCCUGCAUCGAGCAGAGCAUGCUGGAGGUGGCCCACGAGAUGGAACUGGCCAGCCUGCGGCGCAAACAGGAAGAAUUCCUGGCCCAGAGGGAGGCGGAACUGGCCGAGCUGCGCCGUUUGGAGGCGGAGGAGUUGCGCUUGCAGGCGGAGAAGGAGCGUCGCCUGCGCCAGGAUGCGAUUGCCAAGGAGCUGGAUGCUGAGAUGCAGAAGAGCGUGACGGCGGCCAAGUUGCUCCAGGGACACAUUGCCAGUCUGGUGCCGGAGGUGCUGGAGAACAUUGAGCCGGCCAGCGAUGCCGUCAAGAAGGAGCAGCUGAUGAAGAGCGUCUGUCCGUGGUUGUCCGCCGAGGUGGCCGAGGAAGUGGGUCAUAUUGUGGACUCGCGCGAGAUCCUCACCGCCAUCAUUCAGGAGAUUAUCAAGCAGCGUGCUGAGAUCUAUGCCGGCUACAAGGAACCUGAAUCGGAACCAUCCGGACCGGAUGCGGGUGUUUGUGAGGAGGAGGGCUGCGCCAUCGAUGAGAUGGAGGCGUGUCCCUGCGAAUCGGAAACGGAAAUAGAGCAGUGCCCCGAGCCGCCGCCACCGCCUCCUCAUCUCUAAGUGAUUGCGUUCGCGUUCAUAUUCGAGUUCAUAUUUCGAGUGGGAUUCUGAUGCCACCACAAACACAGACACACACUCACGUGUAACACUAACACACACCUGCUAUUAAAUCGUGGUUGGCUGCAACUUUGUUGUUGUGUCUGGCGAAGAGCUCAAUUCGCCGCAGAUUCGAAACUGGGCGCCAAACACAACUGCACAGCGGCGGCGGCGAAAUGGAAGCGAAUGGCAAAUUGUAAACUGGAUAAUUGUUAAAGGUUCUUGUGUUACCGAAAAUUCAACCAAUAAAGCUCAACAAAAUAAGCCCAAC
This is a messenger RNA of Drosophila erecta, 2532 nucleotides long. It is a transcript of the gene Rsph3, whose product is annotated as radial spoke head protein 3 homolog B. Bases 231 to 2225 code for a protein of 664 amino acids. The transcript has 4 exons. Gene Ontology annotation, cellular component: cilium. Lineage: Eukaryota; Metazoa; Arthropoda; Insecta; Diptera; Drosophilidae. The record is from RefSeq and is a predicted model, not a curated record.